GAGGAGAAGAAAGAAGAAGAGCCAAAAACAGCUCCAGCUCCUGCGCAGGCACCUGCUGCUCCCGCUCCCACUGCUGCUCCUGCCAAUCCAGAGGACAUUGAAGGCAAAGAAGCGCCUCCUCCACCUGUUGUCUACUCCCGCUACACAGACGACACCAUCCGAUUUUUAGCCAAGAAGUUAAAAGAACGCACAGAGAUACUCAAAGAGAAGGCCAUAGACCCUUACGCCACAUCUCCAGAAGUCACACCACCUGUCACACCUAUUCUGAGAAAGGAUGACUACAUCCGACUGAAGGAAGAGGAGCGCAUAGCCAAGGAAGAAGCAGAAAAGAAGAAGGCGGAGGAAGCAACCAAAAAGGCAGAAGAGAAGAAGAAAAAAGAUGAGGAGAAAAGGUUGGAGGCCGAGAAGAAAGCCGAGGAGGAGAGACUGGCAGAGGAGGCCAAGAAGAAAGAAAGGAUCCUCCCACAAAUCAGCUGCUCCUGCUUUGACGUCCUCUUCCAUCCAGUGGAGGAAAAAAUGGAUGUCAUCUUGGGGACCACCAUUGAUCCUUUCACAGAUCGUCGGUACAUUUCCUGGUUGAGCUUCGUGGCAUUGGCGUACAAUUACAACGUCUGGUUUUGCUCCGCCAGGCUGGCUUUCCCUUACCACAGUGAAACUGCCAACCGCUACUGGAUAUUCCUCGACAUUCUUAGCGACAUUGUAAAUAUAAUAGACAUCGUUGUUUGGCAGCCUCGCCUUCAGUUUGUCAAAGCUGGAGACAUCAUUAAAGACAGAGCUUUGACUAAGCUACAUUAUCGAAAAUCACAUCAAUUUAAGACUGAUAUAAUCAGCAUCCUCCCCUUCGACCUGCUCUGCCUGUACUUUGAAUUCUCCUCGUUUUACCGACUGAACCGCUUCAUCAGGAUUGGUUCCUUCUUUGAGUUCAGUGAUCGACUUGAGAGUGUCAUGGCCAAAGCUUACAUCUGGAGAGUUGCCCGCACCACAGGCUACCUGCUCUUCAUGCUUCACCUCAACGCCUGUGCUUACUACGUCGCCUCAGUGCACCAGGGUCUUGCCACAACUACAUGGGUGUAUGACGGGAAUGGCACAGCGUACCUGCGUUGCUACUACUUUGCAGUUCGCAGUCUGAUCAACAUCGGGGGUUUACCGGAACCUGUAACCACCUUUGAGAUUUCCUUUCAGAUGGCUAACUUCUUUAUUGGUGUCUUUGUGUUCUCGAGUUUGAUCGGACAGAUGAGAGAUGUCAUAGGAGCAGCUACAGCAGCUCAGACAUACUUCCGGGCGUCAAUGGACGGAUGUGUUUCCUACAUGAACACCUAUACGAUCCCCAAACUAGUCCAGAACAGAGUCCGCACCUGGUACAACUACACCUGGGCAGCUCAGGGAAUGCUGGAUGAGUCCGAGCUCCUGGACAAGAUGCCUCUGGUGAUGAGAAUUGCCAUUGCUGUGGACAUCAACCUUGCCACAUUCCAGAAGAUUGCAUUGUUCCAGGGCUGUGACCAGCAGAUGUUAGUGGACAUGUUACUGAGGCUCAAGUCAAUCAUUUAUCUACCCGGAGACUUUGUUGUGAAGAAGGGUGACAUCGGUAAAGAGAUGUAUAUCAUCAAAAGUGGAGCGGUGCAGGUGGUGGGAGGACCCGACAACAGCAUUGUGUUUGUGACGCUGAAGGCCGGCUCCGUGUUUGGGGAAAUCAGUUUACUGCAGUCUGCUAAAGAUGGAGGAAACAGGCGCACAGCCAAUGUAAAAGCUCACGGCUUCGCUAACCUUUUUGUGCUGGAGAAGAAAGACCUGUUUGAUAUCCUCGUCCACUACCCGGAGUCUGAGAAGGUGCUGGCCAGGAAGGGCAGGAAACUAGUCAAAGCCAAAGGAGCUGUACCUGCUCAAGGUAAUGAGGAGAAGCAGAAAGGACUGGCUCUGUUUGGACCAAAGCCACCAACGCCCAAGCUACUCAGAGCUUUUGCAAAUAUGAAAAAACUCAAGAAAAUGGAAGAGACGAAAUAGGAAGUGGAUGUGGAGUGUUAUUGAGAGUGUCUUCUACUUUUCCAUUGCUACCAAAAGACCCAUAAUGGAACCGGUCUACAGCGACCAGAAGAGCUGUUGUGAUUCAGAGGUUUAUGUGACCUGAUACUCUUCAGUUCAAACGUCUGCUGGAAGCAGCAAAGUGCUAUGAUCGGAAAGCGCUAAUAUUCUCCCCCACACUCUUUGCGGAUUCAUCAAUAUACACAGAACCGUCUGUAACAGGAGAGGACAACUGUUUGAAAUUUGUGUCAUGCAAAUGAUCGACUUUAUAUAUUAAAAAAAGAAAAAGGCAAAAAUUAUCCUCAGUUUCAUUAUUAGGUGUUCAGGGUGAUGCGAAGCUCUUCCAUCCCCGACUGGAAUUCUCUCUGUGCAAAGAGCACCACCUACUGGCUGAGUGACCUUUAAACUGUUAACUGAGCUGCUGGACUUGUAGUCUAUUUGAAUUUUGACCAAGAGGUGUAACCAAGAGUAUCAAAUAUCAAUAUAGAAAUGGUUCUGUUUGUUACUGGGUAGUCUGGGUUUAGCCCCAGUGUUUGUUGGAUGUCCAAACAUCACUGACACUGUAAAUAACCAAAAUA
Pundamilia nyererei is the source of this 2597-nucleotide messenger RNA. RefSeq names its product cyclic nucleotide gated channel subunit beta 3, tandem duplicate 1 (gene cngb3.1). Gene Ontology annotation, molecular function: intracellularly cGMP-activated cation channel activity; intracellularly cAMP-activated cation channel activity; protein-containing complex binding. The transcript is spliced from 17 exons. The record is from RefSeq and is a predicted model, not a curated record. Gene Ontology annotation, biological process: monoatomic cation transmembrane transport. The annotation marks the transcript as partial. Gene Ontology annotation, cellular component: photoreceptor outer segment; intracellular cyclic nucleotide activated cation channel complex; plasma membrane. NCBI's taxonomy places the organism in Eukaryota, Metazoa, Chordata, Actinopteri, Cichliformes, Cichlidae.